Molecule: messenger RNA, 1863 nt
Organism: Danaus plexippus (monarch butterfly)
Lineage: Eukaryota; Metazoa; Arthropoda; Insecta; Lepidoptera; Nymphalidae
Product: glycosaminoglycan xylosylkinase homolog
Exons: 6
Coding region: 337-1620 (427 amino acids)
Biological process (GO): protein phosphorylation
Cellular component (GO): Golgi apparatus
Molecular function (GO): phosphotransferase activity, alcohol group as acceptor
Source: RefSeq, a predicted model, not a curated record
AAUUUUGACAAUCCCUUGCCUGUAUUGAAUUAAGAGUUUAAAGUACCUAAAAAAACUAUUUUUCCUAAGUAGUCAAAAGGCAAAUGUAUUUUUAAUCGUUAAGCAUAUAUUAUAUUAGGUACAUGUGACGAAUACAGUGAGCAUUGUUGUAAUAUUGUCCAAAUUGAUAAGUGAAAUAAUUUUCAAAUCGUUAGUGUAAAAUGCUCAACUUGAAAGCUUACUCAUUGAUCUAUUUACAUAAUACAAACAUGCCACAAAAGGUUUUUUUUCAAAGUGAAUAAUUUGAAGAGACUUUUAUUUACCAGAAUGUGACCAACAGACCAAUUCUAUUACAUAAUGUCUUUAAACUACGCUUUCGGAUUUUCUCUUUUCCUGCUUGUCCUUGUUGGACUUAAUAUAUAUUUUUUCUACACUCUGAACACCGCUGGGAAACAGUCUCCAAAUUUUAUGAUACCUAGUUUAAAAUUAGAUUUAACCUCUAAUGUUUUUAAAGAUAUUUACAAUUAUCUAAAUUAUCUUCCGAGUCAGUACAAAGUCAAAAAUAGCAAGUUUUUACCUGUACAAAAAAUACUCUUAGGUUCAUUUAAUUUAAGCGAACAUGUUAAUACUGCUUCUACAUCAGUUUGGAGUGAAACUGAAAAGUGGUCUAGUCAAGAAUCCUUAUUUCCAUAUAAGAAUGGAACUGCAGGAAGAAUACUGCAUGCAAUACAAACGUCACAGAUAGCAUUGGUUGAUAACGCACCAAAAGGAACACAGUUGAAAUUAUUACUCCUGCUUGAGGGAAAGCAAAAGAUUUAUUUCAAACCAAAAAGAUAUAACUUAAAUCAUGUGAUAAAUGGGAAUAUAUACGGUGGAUAUGAUCGUCACAAUUCUGAAGUGUUUGCAUAUUAUUUAGCAAUGGUUUUAAACUUCAGAUGGAUACCUCCCUCUGUGACUAGACGUGUGCACCUUCACAAACAUAUUAUUCCAGUUGCUACUAUGGGAUUGAAGAGAACAAUGGUCAAAAAUGACAGCGGAUCUAUGUGCAUUUAUGGCAAAUGUUUUUACUGUAGAAUUAAUGAGACAGUGUGCCCUGACGGUAGCGGUGAAAUUGAAGGGGCAGCCAUUUUGUUUUUAGAUGGACAGUUCAAGACGCAUAAAUCUCCAUGGAGAAGAUCCUAUAGCAGUAGAAAAAUGGAAUGGGAAAUUGAUGAUGAUUUUUGUAAAAAAGUAAAGGGUUCAAUCAGUACAAAACGAUUACUCAAUUUGAUAGAUGUAUCUAUUUUCGAUUUUCUUAUACAAAAUGGCGACCGGCAUCGUUAUGAAGUUUAUAAGGAUCAGAUAAUAUUGCUAGACAACGGUAAAGGUCUGGGGAAUCCUAAAAUUGAUGUGAUGGACAUUCUGGCUCCGCUGUACCAAUGCUGUAUAAUAUCCCCAACAACCUGGCACAAUCUGGAGCUGGUGUCCGGUGGUGUCUUGACAGAUACAAUUAAAUUGUUAUCGGCUGUCCGCGAGCGUGUUCUAGCUAGCGAAGACCAUUUUAAAGCAGUCGAGAGAAGAUUACUCAAAGUAUAUGCCACUGUUCAGUAUUGUAUCGGCAAACACGGCAGAGCAAAAGUUUUCAAGAAUGGAUAUGUUUAGAAACUAAACUUUUGGAUUAAUAAAGUAUUCUAUUUUUUCAAAUAACUUCAAGCAAUGUUAUAAUUGUCUAAUAAUGUUUACUUCUAUAUUUAAAAAUUACAUGCUCGUGAUAAAGAAAGAUGAAUGGAAUAGAAAUACGAUUUUUGUAACAGAAAAGUUCUUUAAGAAGUAACAUUAAUUGCAGAUGAAAGUUUUAAAUAAGUAAAAAAGUGUUCAGGCAAAUAAAACCAUGUUUUCUGUUAA